Messenger RNA from Didymodactylos carnosus, 528 nucleotides. NCBI's taxonomy places the organism in Eukaryota, Metazoa, Rotifera, Eurotatoria, Philodinida, Philodinidae. The record is from the annotation of a GenBank genome assembly.
AUGCUUGUUAAAUCUUUCAUUAGUUUGGUAUUAUUUAUUGCCAUAUGUGAAGGUUUUAUGUUUAAUAAAAAACCAACAUGUACUAUUAAAUCAUUUAAAGGUGGAAAAGAUUUUUCGGGUGGCAAAAUAUUUGCCAAUGCAUCAUUUCAUCCGUAUCUAAAAACAAUUGGAAGUGUGGCCAAAGCAUGUAAAGUUCAAGUCCAUGUUAAAAGCAGUUGGUUAGAAUUAAAAACGCCUACUCAAUUAGUAUUAACGUCAGAAAUGCAACAAGCACUUGGACGUGCAAUUGUUUUCGAUAUACGUGAUCAAAAAGGUGGAGCUGUUUGCAAUGAUAUUUGUAUGAAAAAAGGUGCCGUACGUACAAUACCUGAAGCACAAUGUCUUAUUGAUAAUUUACAGAAAAAAGGUUUAAAAUUUCAAGAACCAAAUAUUCUGCACGAUGGUCAUGUAUCAAAAAUUGGCCUAGCUGAAGCAGAAAAAUUAAAAGUUGAAUUACAAAAAUUAUGCAAAGAAAAAAAACCAAAAUAA